AUGCCCGUCGAGUAUGACACAUUUUCCCGAGUCGCUGAGCUUUCCAAAAAAUUGAAGACCGGUCAGGAUUGUAACAUGACGUUGAUAUACCUGUUCAUCAUUGAUCCUCCCCUUGAAUGGGUUGAUAUGUUUGGAAUCAAGUCAGAUGUUGCUUCGUAUCAAAAGUUUAAGGCCACAAAAGUGGCGGCGACUGACCUAAUGAUGCAGAUUCAACUCAAAGAAGAAGCUGCCUCUCUAGAAUCUACUGUAUCCAAAGAAGAAGUUUGUCGAAACCAGAAAAUCGAGAAGCAAGAGCAGUCCGUCUCUACACCACCAGUACCUACACCAGUACCGUGCCAUAAAUUCGAGAAUAAAGUAUCAAAAUCUGUGACCCCUGCCGAUCUGGGUCUCGACCUUUCUGAUUCCGAGGAUUCCGAUGUUGAAGAUGAGACUCCAAAGAGCCAGACAGCGGAUCAAAGUACCGGAUGCUAUAAGAGUCCAUCGUUUCCAAUUAAUGGUAUUGCUUAUCAAAAGCCAAAGGCCGAUCAGAAGUCACUGAAAGCAGCAGCGAAAAAUAGAUACUCGGGCAAGAAACCAAAUUCUGAGAAGUGCCGAAAGAUGGCCCGUGGUAUCCAAUACAUGACCAAGGAAACUCCACAAUCGGUUACUUUCAAACUCGACGAUGAUCUUAUGAAGCUGGUUAGAAUGGAUGCAAUGAAACAGAAGGAGGAAGAGUUGAAGAAAUUGCAGGCAAAAGAGAAUCGUGCUCCACACAGAAAGAGCAAGGCUUAUUAA
Messenger RNA from Caenorhabditis briggsae, 774 nucleotides. The transcript has 2 exons. Lineage: Eukaryota; Metazoa; Nematoda; Chromadorea; Rhabditida; Rhabditidae. The record is from RefSeq and is a predicted model, not a curated record. Bases 1 to 774 code for a protein of 257 amino acids.